AUGGGUGAAGUCGAUCAGAAUCCACACUCUUCUUUGGCCCGCAUCAUCCAGGAGAUCCACGCAGACGGGUUGAUGUCGUCGGAUUUGAUGAUCGCCUCCUUCUUCCGCAUCUGCAUCGACAUUUGCGUGAUCAAGUACCACGCCAUGACCGUCGAGGCAAACGAUCUCUUCGUCCCCAGCACCCCGAAUCUGCCUUCGACUCGGCUCGAUGUUCUAAAUGAUCUAACCGUCCCGUCGAUCCAGCCUCACCCAACACAAAUG
Molecule: messenger RNA, 261 nt
Organism: Mesorhabditis spiculigera
Lineage: Eukaryota; Metazoa; Nematoda; Chromadorea; Rhabditida; Rhabditidae
Source: the annotation of a GenBank genome assembly